Molecule: messenger RNA, 5027 nt
Organism: Monodelphis domestica (gray short-tailed opossum)
Lineage: Eukaryota; Metazoa; Chordata; Mammalia; Didelphimorphia; Didelphidae
Gene: CLTB
Product: clathrin light chain B
Biological process (GO): intracellular protein transport; clathrin-dependent endocytosis
Cellular component (GO): synaptic vesicle membrane; clathrin coat of trans-Golgi network vesicle; postsynaptic endocytic zone cytoplasmic component
Molecular function (GO): structural molecule activity; clathrin heavy chain binding
Source: RefSeq, a predicted model, not a curated record
CACUGCUGCAGGCUCUCAGGCCGUUGCACUUUCCAUUACACCACAGUGCUGCGCUGAUCUAGACUCCUUACUCCAAAUGGUACCAGAUCGAAGGCCAGCAGGACCAUCGCCUUCCAUUUUCUGGACAAUAUCUUCCUUAAAUGAGCUUGUAAUUAAUUAUAAGCCGGUUUAUCUCGCACUAUAUUCUCCAGCUCCGGAGCUCUGAGCCCGCAUUUUUGCGGUGGGUCUUUCGAAGCCAGGUUCCCCGGGAUCCUCCCACUGUAGCUCCAUCAGCCUGUAACUGUUGACAUCACCAUAUUCCCUACUUUGGGGCAGGCUCCUCCCAGAGGCGCUUCCCUUCAGCCGCAGUGACAGCUGAGCCCCGAUAGGAAGCGAUCUCUUUGCAGCGCUGGGCCCAGCUCCGGCCUUCUUCUGCCCUCCCCUCCUCUCCCAGGCCGGCUCAGUUAGGCUGGCAGUAUCGGGUUACAGGAGCCACUGCUGCGUCCUGGGCACUAGGGGGUGGGGCGGAGGGGUGGGCAGAGCAGUAGGCACUAGGGCUGGGCACGCACUUGGCCAGGCAGAGGCGGACGGACCGUGCGGACACAGUCUUGGUAAACGAUGGCUGAUGACUUCGGCUUAUUCUCCUCGGGCGGGGGGCCCCCAGUGCCAGCCGAGGAAGACCCAGCAGCAGCCUUCCUGGCCCAGCAGGAGAGUGAGAUCGCGGGCAUUGAAAACGAUGAUGAAGGUUUCGGAGGCGCUGAGGGAGCCCUGCAGCAACCGGCGGCUGAAAAUGGGACUGGUAUUAUGGACAUGGGGACUACAGUCAAUGGAGAUAUGUUCCAGGAAGCCAAUGGUCCUUCAGAUGGCUAUGCUGCUGUGGCCCAGGCAGAUAGGCUGAGUCAGGAACCAGAGAGCAUCAGAAAAUGGAGAGAGGAGCAGAAGAAACGGCUGCAAGAGCUGGAUGCAGCUUCGAAGGUGACUGAGCAAGAGUGGCGGGAGAAGGCAAAGAAGGAUCUGGAAGAAUGGAAUGUGAGACAGAAUGAGCAGAUGGAGAAAAACAAAGUCAGCAACAGGAUCGCUGACAAAGCAUUCUACCAGCAACCAGAUGCCGACAUCAUAGGUUACGUAGCAUCAGAAGAAGCUUUCCUGAAGGAGUCUAAGGAAGAGCUACCUGGCACAGAGUGGGAGAAAGUGGCCCAGCUGUGUGACUUCAAUCCCAAGAGCAGCAGGCAGUGCAAGGAUGUAUCUCGCAUGCGUUCUGUGCUCAUCUCCCUGAAACAAACCCCACUGUCCCGCUAGGCACCCAUCCAGGGUUACCAAAGAGCAGAGGAUGAGGAGACUGGGGCAGAGGCCUAAGAAAAAAAAGAGAGGAGAUUAGGAGAAGCAAAUUUGUUUGCUCUGGAAACCACUAUCAAGUUCUCCUCCAAAAGCCACAGCACAAAAUGUUUAUUAGUUAGUUCUCUCCCAUCCUUCCAGGGCAAAGGAGCCUCCUCCCUGGUUUCUUCUUUCCUUCUCAAACCCACCUUCUUAGGUGUCAUUUGCCACAUCAUGACCAUCAAGUCCCCACAGUUCUUUUAUUUUUCUUGGCUUAAAGGAUGUAUUAUUAACUCUUUUUACACUUAUUUAUUAUCAUUCUUGUAUCUUUGGAAGCCAAUCUAUGUCAGGCUGCCAUUUGUAUUAGGUACCAUCCUACAACCUGUGUGACCUUUGCAAAGUCCUUUCCUUUCUCUAGGUUUCCGUUUACUCAUUUAUAAGACAAGCAGGCUUUACCAGAUAACCUCAAGAUCAUUUCUUGUUCUAAAUCAUAUUAAUCUUGCCCAGCUCUAUUACCUUCAAAUACAGCAGAAUCCAAGAGCAGAUACCAUUUAAAAUCUGUGGGCCCCCCAAACAGAGCCUUCUCCAGCCUCUGCUGUUAUCCCCAGGCAUCUGCUUUAACUCUCUCCAGUUUUCUGUGUGCAUUUCAAUGGUUAGCGUCCAUUUUAAUGGGAAAUGCUGGAGCAUGUCUGAAGGUAACUCUUCCAGACCCAUUUUGUGAAAAUGGAGAAAUAAUCAACCAAGAAGUGGUGAUGAAUCAAUCGAUCAACCAGUGAGAAUUUAAUUGCCAGAUGCUGUGUUAGACAAUGGAGAUACAAAUAUAUCCUUACCCUCAAGGAACAGAAGUUCCUUAAGAGAUAUGGCAUUUUCACAGAUAAGCAAAAAAAAAAAAUAAAUAAAUGCAAAAGUAUUUUGAGGAUAAGGUGAAAACAAAGGAAAAGAAAUGGAAAUGGGGAGAAUUUAAGGGAGGGAAAGAGUAGAAGAAGCAAGGCUAGUAUGUGUGCUCUAUUGGUGGUUUCCUAUAGAACUUAGCUGAGCAAAAAGGAUGAUCCUAGCCCUAUAAAAAUUUUUAAUCUCUUUCAGGUUCUGCCAGGUCUCUGACUCAAAACUGCCACCCCAGGCCUCCCUAAAAAAAGACUAAAAUUUCUUUGGAUCGGAAGAGGUAGCUACAAUGAUCAAUGCUGGAUAUUCACCAGAUAUCAAUUUAUACAUACUGCUGCCCCCAUUACCAAUUACAUUGUCCAUCCCUUAAGCCCUUUGCCUUAUAAGGGGCUAAGAAAAGCAUCUGGUUCUGUUGUUGUUUUCUUUUUCUGACAGCCUAGACAGUGUUUUGAAUUAAGGUGUCUAUCUUGGGCUUGAUAUUUUUGGUUCAUUUACUAGCUGAGCUCAUUUCUACUACAUUUCUACUACUUUCUACAUUCUACUACUACAUUUCCUCAGUAACUGGCAUUCUUGACUUUUCCCUGGCUAUAACCCCAGCCUUCUUGAGAAGAGCCCAGGUCUCCUGGCUGAGCAAAACCUCAGCCUCUGCUUUGGUCAUAGUUUUCACCCCCCUCCUUGGAUAAUCAAUCAACAAAUAUUUAUUGUGCACCCACGUGAACCAGGCACUGCUAAGUGCUAAGGAUACAAAGACAAAAGAUAGCUCAUGCACUCAAAGCUUACAUCCUACCAGGGAGAUAGCCCAUAUUCACACACAUAAAAUAAAUAUAAUAUAUACACAAAAUUAAUACAAAGUGAUUAUGGAGUAGCAACCAAAGUCUUUGGUGGAGAAAAGCACUUCAGCCGAGCCUUGAAGAAUGCCAGUGGUUCUGAGAGGUGAAGAGAGAGAGAGAAUACUCAUUAUAGAGUACAGUCAGUGCAAGGUGAGAAAAAGGUCCUGUACUAGUACAUUAGUUUGGCUGGAAUAGAAAUUGUUUAAGGAGAGGUAACAUGUAAUCAAUCUCAAAAAAUUUCUUCACACAUUUUAGAAGCACCUGCUGUAUGCAAAACUCUGUGCUUCAAGGUGGGAGAGAUUUGAAGGAUGUGUGGAGCUAACAGUUUAGAAGAGGAACAGCACACAUGCAGACAAUAAGAAUCCAUAUGUGAGAUGAGCAGGAAGAUCAUUAACCAGGGGCUCAGGAGCAGCUUCCUGGAGGAGCCAGUGUAAAGUUUUCUAGAUAGUAGCUCUCUCAGCUAAGCAGUUGAAAGGUGAGCUGAAGGUAUAGGAGACAGCUAGUGUUCAACACCUCUACUUUAUACUUCCUCAGUGGUAGAUAUCAACUCCUUUUUUCUGAACUUUAACACGCUUUCUCUGACCAUCCAGAAGAACUGGUAGUGCAUGUCUGAGAUUGAAAGGCUGGACUGAUUUGAGAGUCAUCUUUGGGAGCAGCACUCUUCCUCCAAGUCUGGCCUUUAGCACUUUGGUAAUUUCCUAGUGCUCAAAGAUUUCUUUCAUCCAAUUCUACCUGGCUUACAUCCUUGCUAGAUGAAAUGUUAUUCACUAUGAUGAGAUUCCCAGGACCUAGGUACCAAUGAUCAUUGGCAGAAAAUUCUGAAGGAAAUUCAUCCAUGCUCUAGCUUUCCUCCUUUACCUACCUUCUACUACCCUGAUAUAAUCAUCAGCAAUAUCAUAUGCAACUGCUGAGUCAAUGGGUAGAAACAUCAUAAAGGCAAUUUCAAUGAGUUCUAUCAUUGCCUGGCUUUUUGUCUCUGUGAGCCUAUUUCGAAUCCUUUAAAAAUAAACUGAAACCACAAAAAGAAAAAAAAAGUAAUUUCUGGGAUGCACCAGCCAAUAAAUUAAUAUUAAUGUGCAAUGGGUCAGGCAUUGUGCUAAGAGCUGGCAUAAAAAAAGAGGCAAAAAGACAGUCCCUACCCUCAAGGAGUUCAUAGUCUAAUGAGAAGACAAGUUAUAUACUGGAAAAAAUAGGAGAUAAUAGAGGGAAAUCACUAAAAUUAAUGAGGUUGGGAAAGACUUCCUAUAAAAUAGGAGAUUUUAGUUAAGAUUUAAAGUUGGGGAAGAUCAUAGGCAGAACUGAGGAGGGAGAGCAUUGCAGGUAGGGUGGGCAACCCGAAUAAAAUGCCCAGAGAUGCAGUGUCCUGUUUGUGGUAGAGCCAGGAAGCCAGAGGAUUUUUCUGUUUAUCCACAUUGGGCACCUGGCUGUAGCUGUCCCUCCAGCCAAUUCAAAUCUCACCAAUCAGCAAUCAGAAGUGAAGACCAGGAGAGCCUAGAUACAAAAUGGCCAGGUACUACAAAGGCUUUGAGGUGGGGGCUUAAACCAAACUCAGAUUAGAAGUCAGAAGAUAAUCAUGCAAACUUAUGGAACACUUUGAUUUCUUCUACAUUUAUUGAGCACAUGCCACAUGUAGAGCCUUAUGCUCAGGGUUAGUCUUAUAGUUGGAGUAACUCAUGAUCCAGUCACUUCCCUCCCAGAAAAGUCCAAAGUGCUAUAUAAAGUUCCCAAGAAGUCACUCCACUGACAAGACUCAGAAGACUUGGGGAGGUAUUUGAUUGUGCUUUGUGAUUACAAAGCACUUUACAUACCUUAUUUCAUUUGAUUCUCACAAUGAUCUCAUGAGGUAGCCAGUGCAAGUGUUAUUGCUCUCAUUUUAUAAGUGAGCAAACUGAGGCCCAGAAAAGGAAAGUGAAUGGUCCCAAGGUCACACAGCUUCUAAGUAGAAGAGCUGGAACUUGAACCCAGGUCUUGAGAAAAGUGCUUUAUAAGCUGCAAAGUCAUAUAAAAAUGUUAUUAUUCUGA